UAUAUAAUUUUGUAACAAAUGCUUAGCCACUAAAAUGGUGAGAAAAAUUACGUUGUCUUCCUGUUGCCUUAAUCAAUGGAGUUUGGACUUUGAAGGAAACUAUACAAGAAUUGUGAAGAGCUUUGAAAAAGCCCAUGAAAGGGGUUCUUCUUAUCGACUUGGACCAGAACUAGAAAUUCCCGGGUAUGGAUGCGGUGAUCAUUUUUAUGAAGGUGACACAAUGCAGCAUUGUUUUGAGGUUCUUGCUAAGUUACUUGAGCGAGAAGAAUCCAAGACAAUGAUAUGUGAUGUUGGAAUGCCAAUUCUCCAUAAAAACGUCAGAUACAACUGCAGAGUUAUAUUUAUGUACAAGAAUAUUCUUCUCAUCAGACCAAAAAUGGCGAUGGCGAAUACGAGUGUAUUCAGAGAACACAGGUGGUUUUGUCCCUGGACUAAACAUCAGACAGUGGAAGAGUUCACUUUGCCGAAGAUACUUAGGAAUGUUACAGGUCAGACAAGAGUACCGAUUGGCGAUGGCCUGUUACAAACCCUAGAUACCUGCAUUGGUAGUGAGAUAUGUGCUGAUAUGUGGGCACCAAAUGCAUCACAUAUAUUCCAGUCCCUUGAUGGCUGUGAAAUAAUCACUAAUGGAAGUGGCUGUCUUUUGGAAAUUGGAGGCUUGGAAAAUAGGUUGAGCAUAAUAAAAGCAGCAAGCGACCGCUGUGGAGUGGUUUACAUGUUUUCAACUUUGAUUGGAUGUGAUGGAGACCGUACUUAUUGCGAUGGAACACCGAUAAUUGCAAUGAAUGGUGAAAUAUUGGCUCAGGGAGCCCAGUUUUCACUUAACGGAAUUGAAGUCAUUACAGCAACAGUUGACUUGGAUGAUUUACGAACUCAUAGAGCAAAAAUAACUGCUGUUGCUUAUCAAGGAAGCUUUUCAAUACCUUAUCCUCGAGUAUAUCUAGAUUUUUCGGUGUCAUUGGACGACGAAAAAUUGUUACUUACUCCAAAGUGCUCUCAGCCAAUCCAAACAAGAUUUCUCACACCCGAGGAAGAAAUAUCACUUGGACCUGCUGUUUGGUUGUGGGAUAAUCUGCGACGUAGUUCCAUGUCGGGCUUCUUUCUUGCUCUAGAUGGCCAAGUUGACAGUUCGUCUGUUGCUUGUUUUGUUUAUUCCAUGUGUGUUCAGGUUCAAAAAGCUGUUGAGAGUGACAACCAACAUGUUCUCGAUGAAUUACGAAGGAUAGUCAAAAAACCCGAAUUUACACCCAAAAAUGCCAAAGAAAUUUGCCAGGAAUUGUUGACUACUUGUUUUUUGGCUGAUGAGAAUUCGUCAGAUGAUACACGAUCUUUUGUAUCAAAACUGUCCAAAUCUAUUGGCUCUCACCAUCACGACACCAUCAAUAUAAAUUCAAUUGUUGAAGCAUGCUUGACAGUUGGCUCUACUAUCUUUCCAAAUCAUGGAAAAAGUCCAGAAGACACUGCAGUACGAAAUUUGCGAGAUCGUGUCAGGAUGCUGAUGACGUAUUUAUUAGCUCAUUUAUCGAUGUGGGCAAGGAAUAAACAAGGAUCCGGAUUAUUGGUGUUGGGAUCGUCGAAUACAGAUGAUGCAUUGAUUGGAAAUAUAGUCAGGUAUGGCAAUUCGAGUGGUGACCUGAACCCAAUCGGGGGAAUAAGUAGAGAACAUUUACAUUCAUUUAUAAAAUAUGCAACUGAUGAAUUCAAUCUUCCUGUCUUGAAAAAUAUUCCGGAUUCCCCAAAUUAUUGUGCUAUUGAAGGUAUACCUUACAGUGAAAUCUCUUUACUCGGCAAACUUCGUAAAGUAGCGAUGUGUGGACCUUACAGUAUGUUCUAUAAACUAAUGGACAUUUGGAAUGGAAUAUAUUCAAUAUCCCAGAUUGCUGGCAAGGUCAAGGCUUUUUUUCAUUCGUAUGGGGUAAAUCGUCAUAAGGUGACAACACUGCCUCCAUCAUGUAAUGCUGAAAGCUAUAAUCCUGAUGAUAGUGGGUUGGACAUACGACCAUUUUCUUUACCAAGCCUAACAUGGCAAUACAGAAAAAUUGACGAGGCUGUCAAAAUUUUGGAAGAUGAGCAAAAUAAAGAUGAAUAAUUAAGAAUUUUAUUGUUGUAUAAUACACUUUAAUCAAUCUCAAAAUAUUCCGAAUGCAUUUUUUUUUGUGCAGUUUGAUUCAAAGCACAAUCAAAUUGUAUUAUCAUUUGUUGGUCACGAAAUUGAAUGCCAAAUUAAAUCAUGGAAAAAGACUAUACUAUUUUCAAGAUCGAGAAUAUAUUACCUCGGAUAAUAAAAUAAUUCAAAGAUUGUAAUUUCGAGUAUUGUAAAAUCUCUUCUGUUAUAGAGCUAGAUUUUUGAAAUAUAGCGGAUAAAUUGGCAUACAAACCUCGACCUUCUACUCUGUUUACUGUAUCGAUCCUCGGAAGU
This is a messenger RNA of Styela clava, 2419 nucleotides long. RefSeq names its product glutamine-dependent NAD(+) synthetase-like. Gene Ontology annotation, cellular component: cytoplasm. Gene Ontology annotation, biological process: NAD+ biosynthetic process. Lineage: Eukaryota; Metazoa; Chordata; Ascidiacea; Stolidobranchia; Styelidae. Gene Ontology annotation, molecular function: NAD+ synthase (glutamine-hydrolyzing) activity; glutaminase activity; ATP binding. The record is from RefSeq and is a predicted model, not a curated record.